Molecule: messenger RNA, 1206 nt
Organism: Chenopodium quinoa (quinoa)
Lineage: Eukaryota; Viridiplantae; Streptophyta; Magnoliopsida; Caryophyllales; Amaranthaceae
Product: protein CWC15 homolog
Exons: 8
Coding region: 174-872 (232 amino acids)
Biological process (GO): mRNA cis splicing, via spliceosome
Cellular component (GO): catalytic step 2 spliceosome
Molecular function (GO): RNA binding
Source: RefSeq, a predicted model, not a curated record
UACUCUAUUUUCUCAAAUAAAAGCGCUCUUUAAAAUUGAUUUUCGCAUCCAAAUAUUUCAUUCCAGAAGUUCGUCUUCUUCCGCUGUUCUUCUAUUCCCACAAAUCAAAUUCAAGCGACUAGGAAUUUCAUUAUUUUUCCCAGCUUUUGAUUUGUAGGUGAGUAUUACAAAGAAUGACGACUGCUGCUAGACCUACAUGGGCACCUGCCAAGGGUGGCAACGAGCAAGGCGGUACGAGGAUUUUUGGCCCGUCUCAAAAGUAUUCUUCCAGGGAUCUUGCAGCUCAUACAAAUUUGAAGCCCAGGAAGGAUGGACAGGACUCCCAGGAUGAACUUCAGAAGAGGGACCUUCGUGAAGAACUUGAAGAGCGUGAACGAAGGCAUUUUUCAUCUAAAGACAAAUCUUUUGGUGAGGAUAGAGAUCGUAGAAAAGGAAGCCAUCUUCUUCUGGAAGGUUCAAAGAGGGAUAUUGAAGAUCGUAUCAUUCCUAGAAGUGUAGAUGCUGAUGACUCUGAUGUGGAUGUAAAAAGUGACGAUGAAAGUGACGAUGAUGAGGAUGAUGAUGAUGAAGAUGAAACUGAAGCGCUUUUAGCGGAGCUUGAACAAAUAAAGAAGGAAAGGGCUGAAGAAAAAAUGCGAAAGGAUCGACAACAACAAGAGGAAGAAUUGAAAAACAAAGAAGCAGAACUUAUGAGAGGAAACCCUCUAAUUAAUGUUAAUGCUCCGACUAACUUCAAUGUUAAAAGAAGGUGGGAUGAUGAUGUUGUGUUCAAGAAUCAAGCACGUGGUGAGACGAAAGCAACUAAACGCUUCAUUAAUGAUACCAUCAGGAGUGAUUUCCACAGGAAAUUUUUACACAAGUACAUGAAGUAAAUUGCAUUAGCCAUUAGAUGAAACUACUUUCCUGUAUCCAUUACAAUUUCUUGAAACAGAAUGUCGUUAUUACCCUGAUAGUGCAGUUAUGUGAUUUGUGAAGCAAUGUUUGUGUCCAAAUGGCUCGAGCUAGGGGGUUUUUUCUUUUUUUGUUUGGACGGGACAAACUAAGGUUUAUUUACUUGUUUGAAUGAAAACUUGGUCUCCAGCUAUUGUCUUUGGGAAUACUGUUUCAAUACGAACUCCAUAUUGUUAUUGUACUCACAAUCGAGUGGAACUUUUUUAAUUGUUUGUGCAAUUAGAUUUAAUCAAUGAAAGAAAGAAUUGACUAGUA